GCAUGGAGGGCGCCGGAGACCUGCGAUGCCGCUAGGGGGGCAGGCCGGCGGGGCACCCCGGAGAGGCGGCCAUGGAUUCCCAGUCACUGGACGGCUGUAUCCAGAGCACCCUAUCAGCUCUCUACCCUCCCUUUGAGGUCACUGCCGCAACAGUGCUGUGUCAGGUCUUUGAUGUGGUGGAGAAGACGUAUCGAGGGGACGGCCUGCGCUACCUCAUUGACUUCCUGAUUCCGGCCAAGCACAUCUUGCAAUGUGUCCAGCAGGAUGCCUGUGUACAGUAUUGCGGGUUCUUGUUCCGGCACGAGGGCUGGCCUUUGUGUAUCCAUGAGAAGAUCGUAGUGCAGCUCGCCUCCCUCGACUGGCGGGUCUUGAAGCCGGGCGACUUUUACCUCCAGGUGGUGCCUUACGUGAAAAAGUGCCCCCGGAUCGUCGUCAAGUGCUUGGCCAAGGACAGGCACAAUGUGGAAGAAGUUGUGGUCCCUGAAGUCUCUUACACCUCCAUCUUCACCCUAGAAUGGCUGAACUGCAUCAACCGAGAGCGGAUGGGAUCUGUAUUAGAAAACUGCUUAUUAGCCACAGACGAUAAAAUAUUCCGGGUGCCCUGGGAAAAAAUUGUCAACCCAGAAUUUAUCGAUAAACCAAAAGUGAUGGAAAGUGACUUAUGUCCAGACGAAGUAACUGAAAGUUGCUCUGCUCUCUGUUUCUCUGAGGAGAUGCUUCAAAGCAUCUCUUCCAAGAUGGGACCCCAGACUUCUCAUGGGCCAGAUUUUUUUGGAAGCAACGUGGUGACAAAUGGGACAGCAGAGGGAAUGGCAGCUGGCACAAGCAAACAUGUGAGCCUCGUACUCGACGAGGACUCCGAAAGUGACCCGGAAGGGGAAUAUGUGGAGCUCAUUGAUACAUCUCUGCCUCGACUGGGGCCCCAAAUGGGUUCCUUGACCCAGUCCAUCUCUCUUAAUUAUUGCACUAAGCUCCAGCCUAGGGGAAAGAGCCAACUGGCGGCCCAUUGGGUCAGCAAUGAUUGCUCACAAAAUGGGGUAUGUUUAGCACUUACGUCACCACCGCAUAGCCAGUUGGGCACAACAAGGACUCCUGAUGCUCAGGCGGGCGAUGCUGGGAUUGGUUUGGAGAACUGUCCUAGCGCUGGAAGUGAGCUGUUGCUACUGAACAUUGCCGAGGAAUCUGAGAGGAAUCCAACCUCUGGCUUCCCCAGUGUUCCCUCCGCAGUCACUGAUGCUCAGGAGCUUUCCCAAGGGAAGCGGCAAGCUCACCCACAGCACGAGCUUGACUGGAGAUACGCCAUGUGCAGUUAUACAGACGAAGAGGACCCCGAAUGGAAGCCUCCGACAGCAGGGUCCCUUGGAAGAACAGAAGUUGCUUGGGGGACCAGGAUAGAGGGAGACAGUGGGGGAAGGGAACCCAAGCUUUGCAGCACAGAGGUGACCCCAGGAGAAAUCAGGGAGGCCAGCGUGCUUGGUGAGGAGGGUCUUUGUGCAGGACAUUUGAGGCUAUUCUGCAGUGGCAAGGGUAACUCCAGCAGCUGCAAGCCAAGGCUGCUGGAAAAUGCUUCCCCCCAACCUGCAACAAGCCUGUUAUCAUCAGAGCCCGUCUCUGACAUUGGGGCAGCAGACAGUUCUCCAUUACAGGAAUCGUCUGGGUUAACUGAGCAUUGUUCUGAACAGCUGGUGGCAGUCUCUCUUCCUGAUGGUCUGGUGGGAGAAGCGAGCCCGAAAGGAAUAGUGAAGUUAGCAAAGUUGGGCAGGGAUAGUAAUAGUGAGGGAGAGACCCGAGUGACUGCUCACCGGGGUCUUGUGGGACAGAAGGAGCAGAACAGUGGUGGAGACCUCUUGUCUUUUGAAGGGCAGGCAGAGGAAUGUCUGUUGCUAGCAGGAGAACAAGACACUCUGCUCACUCCUCAACAGCAGGUUGAGGCUCCUUUGCAACUUAGCGCUAAUGUGGCGACACCUGGAAUGUCAAUAGCUAAGCAGCAGGGAAACAGCGGUGAUCCUCUAGCAGAGACUGAUGUGCGGACUGAGGGCUUCCCCACUGCUGUUGAUAAGGAAGGGACUGAAGUGUGUUGCGUGGACCAUACAAACUCCCUACCGUCAGAAACUUUCAUCGAUGGUUGUGGGUUGGAACGUUCGGCAGGCCAAAGAGAGGAAAGUGGUGAAAAUGACUCGGGAAGAGAAGAACCUUGCUCAUGGACACUUCCAGAAACAAGGUGCCUGUCUGCCUCUCUCAAAACUUCUGAACAUCUGGAUCCCCCUAAGCCUGGCAUGGGGGACUCUGCAUCGUCCCUCUCAGCAUCUGUGGCAGACAGCUCCCCGUGCAGCACCACGCAUGGAAGCCCAGAUGUUGUGCAUGGAGAUCGGGAUGCCGCUUCCAAGGGGUUGCUUGUCAGAGAAACUUCAUUCAAAUGGGCAGAACAAGUCAAUGGAGAACCUGGAAAGGCUGGCCUGGGGUCUGCGAAUCCCAUCUGCACCUGCGAAGAAAGCGCUGUGCGUGUGGCGCACAAGAAGCCGCUGUGCUUUGCUUCUGGCAGGAAUCUGCAAAUGGUCUCCAUGACCAUGAAAGAUGUGAAUCUGGAAGUGCUGCAGAGUGGAGUUGCCUGCCUGCCAGGCACCAGAGACAAAUCCGGACGCGCCGUGAUCAUAAUCACAAUGAGGAAUACAAUUUGGCUGAACACACACUGCAACGCCAGUGAACUCACACGUCUCCUCUUCUAUUUGCGCAGCAUCCUCAGGCCCGAGUGCCAGAGGUUGGGCCUGACCAUUCUCGUUGAUGCUCGGCGAUGCUCUCCGGUACCAGCCCUCUUUAAAGCCUUGGCUGUACUGCAGGACGCUGUGCCCCACUGCAUCCAUGCCGCCCUUUUACUCGUUGAGAAAGAUGUCUCCUUCCGGGCAGAGAAACCAGCUUCUGUGCAGGUAGAGCUUCUGACCUCCAUGAAAUCCCUCCACAAGCACAUCGACAGCGCAAAGCUGCCUCUGGAAUUUGACGGAGCCCUCCCAUAUUGCCAUCAGGACUGGCUCCGCUUCCGAAUGCGCCUGGAGCAUCUGCUGCAAGGGUGCCAAAGUGCAUCUGCUUUCCUCGCAGGAGCCCUGCAGGCCGUGGAGUCCAGCAGGUUGCCAGACAAAGCAGAGGAGGCCGAUGCUUUGCUAAAGCACAACAGGAAGCUCAUGAAGGCUGUUCUUGAGGACUCUCGGCUGGUCAGAUUGCAACUGGAAGGUGGGGCGCUUCUGGCCCGCUUGAGGAAGGAGGAGUCUUGUGUUACUCUGACAGAGGACUACAGAGAUGCACUUGAGGCAGCUGUCAUGCUUUACAACCAGGUGGACGAAGGCAUUCACCAGCUGGUGAAGAUUUCAAACAAGCGAAUCCAAGCCCUGGAGCUAGUGAUUGACUUUGAAGCCUUUGAAGAGAGCUUUCGAGAGAUCAGCAUCUGGAUUGAGAAUGUUGGCCAGAGGCGACUGGUGGAGCUGAGCGAGAUGGAUGACUCUUUGGAGGUCCUGCUUCGAGCACAGAAGCAGUUCCAGGAUUUUGAGCUGGUUGCUGAUGAAUACUGCCAAAGAGGGCAAGAAACUCUGCGGAAGAUGGGCAGGUGGGAAGAGUUUUCUGUGACUGAGCUGCACGCUGCAUCUGGAGUCAAAUUGCAGAUGUGGAGAAAUCAGCUGCAGGGAUUCUGCAGCCACCUGGAGGCCAGCAAGAGCCGGAUUGAGCAAACGGCCAAACUGUAUGAAUUCUUUGACCAGGCAUACGAGUGGGCACUGGAAGGGAUGCGCCAGCUUGCCUGCAUCAGCAUGGAGGACUGCAGCUCCCAAGAACACUGCUCGGCAGCCCUCGGAUGCCUGGAGAGCUACAAGGAGCAACACCCGGAAAUCGGCGAGGCCAGGUUCCAGGAGGCAAAGGAGCUGGCGUGUCAGCUGAGGAGCAGCAACGGCCUGAAGCAAUGGCAGUUUGCAUGGUCCAAGUGCCAGGAGACCAGGCUGGCUUUUGAGAUGAAGCUCGAAGCCGCCCUGAGGACCAAGAGGUCUCUGUAUCCAGAGGCAGAGCAAGGUUUGCCUGUACUGGAGGGCAGGCUGCUCUCAGAGGGGACUGCUCAGGGGCAAGUCACAGGCAUGGCUUCAAGUGCACCUCAGUGCCAGGAGAGGCCCGGUCAGCCUUCUGAGUGGGCCAAGGAGAAUGCAGUGGGCCAGCGCGAGGGUGCUAGAGCCGGGGAACGGAUUGUAUUACAAGCUGCCACACCCACCUCAAGUAGGAGUGCUCCUGAGGCCCCCAAGUCAGCCCACUAUGCCCAGCCUGAGAAGUCAACCCUCGAGAGCAUCGCGGAAGUCCUGGAGGCGUCACCUUCCUGCCCCUCUACCCCUUCCUCAAGGCAGCUGUUUCCCAAAAGGAUCCUGAGGAAGGCCCAGAGUUUUGACCUGGCCUGUGCUGAGAGCCUGCGCUCUAGCUGCCAGCGGACUCUGAGUGAGCCGGCCCGCUAUGGCAACACAGGGGUCUUCAUCAAAGGGCUGGAAGUCAGCAGCACCGAGCUGGUGGACCGGACUGGCAUGGCCCGGCAGCACCUUGGCCCAACCAGCUGGACUGCAGGAUGUGUGCAGGAAGAGCGGAGGAGCAGUGCAUCUGUACCAGAAGCCAAAAGCUGGGGCAGCAAACUGCGGCACAUAAUCGAUGAGAUGGUGACGACGGAGCAGGAGUAUGUCCGGUCCCUACGCUACAUCAUUGAGAGCUACUUCCCAGAGAUGGAGCGUGUGGACCUGCCCCAGGACCUUCGGGGGAAGCGAAGCAUCAUUUUUGGAAACCUGGAGAAGCUCUACGACUUCCACAGCCAGUACUUCCUGCGGGAGUUGGAGAGUUGUUGCAACCACCCUCUGCGUGUCAGCCACUGCUUCCUGAGACAUAAAGACCAGUUUGGAAUGUAUGCCCUGUACAGCAAAAACAAGCCCAAGUCUGACUCGCUCCUGGCUAGCCACGGAAACACGUUCUUCAAGUACAAGCAGAUGCAGCUUGGCGACAAGAUGGACCUGGCUUCCUACCUCCUGAAGCCAAUCCAGCGCAUGAGCAAGUACGCCCUCCUCCUGAAGGACCUCAUCAAGCAGUGCGGGGAGGCGCAGGAGCAGGAGUUGGUCUACCUGCGGGCCGCCGAGGAGAUGGUGCGCUUCCAGCUGCGGCACGGCAACGACCUCCUGGCCAUGGAUGCCAUUCGAGAUUGUGAUGUGAACCUCAAGGAGCAGGGUCAGCUGGUGCGCCAAGAUGAGUUCAGUGUCUACCUGGGGCGCAGGAAGUGCCAGCGCCAUGUCUUCCUGUUUGAGGACCUGAUCCUCUUCAGCAAGCCCAAGCGGAUCGAGGGGGGACUCGAUGUCUACAUCUACAAGCGCUCCUUUAAGACAGCAGACAUUGGUCUUACGGAGAGCUCAGGUGAGAGUGGCCUGCGCUUCGAGAUCUGGUUUAGGCGGCGGAAAUCGGGUGACACGUAUAUCCUGCAGGCCAGCAGCCCAGAGACCAAGCAGGCCUGGACCAGCGACAUCACCAAGAUCCUGUGGGAGCAGGCUACUCGCAAUAAAGAAAUCCGAAUGCAGGAAAUGGUAUCCAUGGGGGUGGGCAACAAGCCUUUCCUGGACAUCAAGCCGAGUGAAGCCGCCAUCCAUGACCGUGCCAUCGAUUACAUUAUGAAAGGCAGGGGAGCAAGGACCAGGGCUUCCAUUGCUGUUUCUCUGUUCGACCACACCAAUCCCUACAAGAGAUCACCCGCCCCUCUGCCCACUGGCGGCGGCUCUUCCUGCUCAGUGCUGGGGCCCCUCAACCUGCACAUGUACCUGGAUCAGGCCUUGCUGCCAAGCAUGCUGAGCACCAGCCAACCCUUCAGUGAUGAUGCUUGCAUUGAGGAGGAUGAGAUGGAGAAUGAGACCAGCAGCCAGCCUUCAAUGACAACGGAGAGCUCCGAGUCUUCCCACUAUAUGUCCGGCAGUGGCUCCAGCAGUUCUGACAGUGGCUGUGUCUCUGGCAUUCCUCGAGACAGUUUCUGUGAAGAUCUGGGGUCCCCGCUCUCGACCCCUGCGGGUUCUUCUUUGGCUUCCCCCCUGGAGGAGAAAACCUGCUUCCCUAAAAGCCAGUAUGUUUCAGCGGUUUGAAUACCAGUUUCCGUGACAUUUUGGAAGAGCCUGAAAGGAGGAACUUCCCUACAGUGCUCCGGAGGCCACAACACUAGCUGGGGAGAUGCGUGUCCCUUCAGGUCCACAGCUGACCGGACGUGACCUCUUUUUUUCAGAGUCAUGUCACUCGAUGCAGUUAACGAGUUGGCCAAGACUGCCAUCUCGAGGGACAGACCUGUCUUAUUCCGUGGAGGCUGUUGCGGUUCAGAUCCUAGCCACCCGGUGUCCUUCUGUUUGCACGUCAGUGGCUGGAUCCGGGGAGCCGGAAGCAGCAGUAAGCGACACCAAGACAGGGGUGAUGGUGGGAGGGGGCAGGGGCUCAGUGGCCAAACAUAGAGGUUUAUUGGGCUAGAUAUGAGCCUGUUUAGCUUAAUGACCAACUGUCUGUACCAACAGACUGGAGAGUUCAGGGUCAUCAGGAAGCUGGUUAGGCUCACAUUUUUUCUUUUCAAUUGACUGGAGUUUUGUUCUGCAAACUGCACAGUUUUGACCUUUUUUUGUUGAAAGGUCAAAAGGAAGGAAAGUUAUUUAUUUUGGGGGGAAAAGUGCCCUCUCUUGGAUUGAACCUUGUUAUCCAGGCCUGUUCUCUUUGUUUAGGUUUGCCUGGUACUAAGAUAAUUUAUUGCCUUUUCUUACUACGCACUCAUUUGCAAAAUCCCCAGAGCCAAGUUGGGCUCUCUGUGUAGCUGCCAUCGAAACAGCAUCCUGUCUCUGAGGGGCAGAAUAAGGUUUCCAUCAAUGGGAAGCGAAAAUAACUCCUUGGGCAGCGGCAGAGAGAUGGAGAAGCACUCAAAGGGAUGGGGCCCGAGAUUGGCCUGCUCUACAUAUACAGCAGAAUGAAACAGAAGGGUCCUGCAGGGGUAUAAAGACUGUCCUAGAGACUGCAGGUGAAGGACCGUGUUCUUCGCUGCUUUUUUUAAUUAAAAAAACCCUCCAUGCAAAAAGAAAACCUGGACAGAAAGGAGCAGGCUGGGCUAAUAUCUGUCUCCGUGAUUUGCUAGUUUUCAGCUUGCGAAGUGUUCCUUGGGGAACCAGACAAAGCUGUCAUUUCCUCACCUGCAAUUGGAAGUUUCCCAAUCAGCUCCAGCACCUGGACUGCUGCUGGGCUGGAGGUGUCUGUGCCCUACCAGGUUUGAGAUGCUUCCCAAGGCCACUGCCUGCCCUACUUUGGCUGUCAGCCCCAAGAGAGUAACCAAAAGGCUAAAGGUGGCAGGAUGAAAGGGAAACAAGACAAGGCUCAGAAGGGGUAGGGAAGUGUUUGGGGCGGCUGGGGGAGGCGGGUGUUCAAGCCAGUGCAAUUCAGCCAUAGAGUUAAUAGAAGCACUUCUGGUUAUUGGUUGUUUCUGCCAGUCUGGUUGAAAAAGAGCUGGUGGGCACCAUUUGCCAAACACCCAAGGGGUCCACUUUGAACUGUCAGCAAUGACUAUGGCAGGGGUGUCCAACUCUGGUGCUUCAGAUGUUCAUGGACUACAAUUCCCAUCAUCCCCUGCUGGCACGGCCAAUUAGCCAUGCCAGCAUGGGGCUGAUGGGAAUUGUAGUCCAUGAACAUCUGACGCGCCAGAAUUGGACACCCCUGGGCUAUGGCAUCUCUUGGCAGUGUAGGGGUUCACCUAUCACUCCUGACUCAGGGAUGCUGCAACAUCCUGGCUGAUGUCAAAGUCCUGCUCCCCAACUCUUCCUUUAAGACCUUGAAUGCACUUCUGAUAUCCCUUGCAUAUUAACCAGAUUCCACUUUCAUUCUGAAAAUCUAAGUGCUGUAAAUAUUACUCUUAUUUUAUACAUUUAUUUAAUAAGCUGGAUUUUUUCAGCCUUUUCUUUUUUUGAUUCCAAGAAUGGAGUUACAGAACCCUUUGCCAAUUUUUGUAGAAUAUUGUAUGAAAAACAGAUGGAUGAGGACAAAUUUAGACGCUUCCAAGCUCUUGAUUAAUCUAACCUUUGCUUUAAAAGAGGAAGAGAGUUGAUCACAAAACUGUAGUAUGAAAGCAAUUUCACAUCAGCCAUUGUUCGAUAGAUAUCCAGAAUUCCUCAAGUAAGGCAAUUUUUUUUCAUUGCUGGGGGAAAAUGCCUUAAUGUACUGUUAACAUUGAUGUUGUUUUUAAAGAUUUGAAUGAAUUACUUAAUAAAAGUUAUUUCUUCCAGUG
This is a messenger RNA of Sphaerodactylus townsendi, 8287 nucleotides long. RefSeq names its product pleckstrin homology and RhoGEF domain containing G4 (gene PLEKHG4). Bases 72 to 6125 code for a protein of 2017 amino acids. Gene Ontology annotation, molecular function: guanyl-nucleotide exchange factor activity. The transcript is spliced from 23 exons. The record is from RefSeq and is a predicted model, not a curated record. Lineage: Eukaryota; Metazoa; Chordata; Lepidosauria; Squamata; Sphaerodactylidae.